AUGGAGCACACUCUCUUACAGCUGCUAAACAUAUGUGAGACUGCUGAAAAGACCUUCAAGAGAGAAGAAGGGAAUGGGACCAUUGCUGUUUUUAAGAAGGGUUCAACUUCUUCUGCUAAGCUUGGUAAUAAGGGUAAAGGCAAAUUCAAUGCUAGCAAGAAAAAGAAAUGGAACACUGAACUCAAACCCAAGGGAGGCAUCAAGAAGAAACAAGAAGAAGGAAAGUGGCAAAAGGACAGUGUUUCCAUUUUGGGAAAGACGGACACUGGAAAAGGAAUUGUCGGGCUUACUUAG
Molecule: messenger RNA, 294 nt
Organism: Prunus armeniaca (apricot)
Lineage: Eukaryota; Viridiplantae; Streptophyta; Magnoliopsida; Rosales; Rosaceae
Source: the annotation of a GenBank genome assembly